AUGAGUAAGACAUUACCAUUAUCAACUCGAGCCAAAACUACUGCUUUGAAACAACCUAAAGAAUUAUUCACAUAUACUAGAAAUAAAGAAGGUCAACAUCAAUAUAAUAAAGAUGGAAUACAUAUUAAUUUAUCAUAUUAUUAUUUACCUGAUUCAAAAAUAGAUAAUAGAAUUGAUUUACAACUGGGGUUUAAAAAUUUUAAAAAAAUUCCAAUGGAACAAGAUUUAGGUGAUUUUCAAUCAUUACUUGAACAAAUCAUUUGUUAUGAAAAAGAAAUUGGGAAAAAACUUGUAGGUGAUAUAAUUACAUUUAGAGGAAUAAUGACUAAAUUAAUGUCAAUACCUUAUAAUUUACAAGAUGCAAUUGAUUUAGUAAUUGUUCCAUAUAAUGGUCAAUUAUUAAUAAAUUUUAAUGUUGAUAUCGAAUUAAAAAGAAGGAAAGAACAAGAAGAUAGACAAAGACAAACUACAACUAAGGAAAAAUAUGAUUACAUUAAAAAAUGUGAAUAUUCAGGAUAUAAAUUUGAAUCAAUAGUUACAAUACCAGAUGUAUGGAGUAAUAUAUCAAGAAAAUAUAUUGAAAAUAGACAUAAACUUCCAAUAAAUAAUUAUGAACAAUUUUUAUCUGUAAUUAAAACUGGUAUAGGGAAUGUUAAGAUCAUAUUAGCGGGAGAAAUAGAUUGUUGUUGGGAUUAUAUUCCAGAUAAUCCUGCUAAUUCAUUAAGUCAUUAUGUUGAAUUAAAAACUACUAAAAUUAUAGAAAAUGAUUUUCAAAUAAUUAAUUUUGAAAAAAAAUUAUUUAAAGCUUGGUGUCAAUGUUUUUUAAUGGGUAUAACUAAAAUAAUAUAUGGAUUUAGAGAUGAUUCAUUUAUUUUAAGAAAUGUUGAAAUUUAUAAUACUGAAGAAGUUCCAUUAUUAAUUAAAGAUAAUCCAUUAAACAAUUUAAAACAAAACCAGGCAAGUAAAAUUAAUUGUACAAAUGCAUUAAAAUGGUAUGGAGCAGUUGUUGAAUGGAUAGUUGAUUCUAUUGAUAAAUCAGAUGAACUGAAAAGUUUUGGUUUAAAAUUUGAUCCAAUAGCUAAGAAACUUACUUUGAAUCAAUUAAAAGAUGAAGAAAAUACAAAAUUAAGAAAUGGUGGAUUGAUAACUGAAGACUUUAAAAAAUGGAGAGAAGAAAAAUUACCUAAUUUAGCUUAA
Lodderomyces jiufengensis is the source of this 1197-nucleotide messenger RNA. RefSeq names its product decapping nuclease. Gene Ontology annotation, molecular function: mRNA 5'-diphosphatase activity. The record is from RefSeq and is a predicted model, not a curated record. The transcript has a single exon. Gene Ontology annotation, biological process: nuclear-transcribed mRNA catabolic process; NAD-cap decapping. Gene Ontology annotation, cellular component: cytosol; nucleus. Bases 1 to 1197 code for a protein of 398 amino acids. NCBI's taxonomy places the organism in Eukaryota, Fungi, Ascomycota, Pichiomycetes, Serinales, Debaryomycetaceae.